Oreochromis aureus is the source of this 2797-nucleotide messenger RNA. Its product is annotated as matrix metalloproteinase-19-like. The transcript has 9 exons. Bases 110 to 1540 code for a protein of 476 amino acids. Lineage: Eukaryota; Metazoa; Chordata; Actinopteri; Cichliformes; Cichlidae. Gene Ontology annotation, cellular component: extracellular matrix. Gene Ontology annotation, biological process: proteolysis; collagen catabolic process; extracellular matrix organization. Gene Ontology annotation, molecular function: zinc ion binding; metalloendopeptidase activity. The record is from RefSeq and is a predicted model, not a curated record.
CAGAGAAGAUGGAUAAAAUGAUGUUUGGAAAGACACACAGCUUAUUUAUCAGUUGAAAAGAUCAACUUGCCACAUUGGAUUCAAAGUUGUUGUUUUUUUCUAUCUAGUAAUGGAAAAAGACCCAAACUGGAAAAUGGAAUACAGACUGGAGUUAAUGGUGCUUCUUGUUUUGUUGAUAACGGCUUCAUCUAUCGCCCUGAGCAGAAAAGAUACCACAGAAGCCAUGGUUUACUUAAAGAAGUAUGGCUACCUGCACAUCCCACUGGACAGUAAAGUUCAAGAUUAUUCACAUGAGCAAAUAGCGGAAGCUUUAAGAAUGUUUCAGAAAGUGACCAACCUGCAGGUAUCAGGAAAACUGGAUUUAGCCACGCUGGCAAUGAUGAAUAAACCAAGAUGUGGUCUGGAGGAUUCUUUCAAUAACAGGUCUCUCAAAUAUCGAGUCAUGGGUUACUGGCGUAAGAAAAUGCUGACCUACCGCAUUUACAAUUACACUCCUGAUCUGGGUCAGGGAAAGACUCGCGUGGCCAUCCAGAAUGCUUUUAAGUACUGGAGUGAUGUGUCACCUUUAAGGUUCAGAGAGUUGGAUCGAGGGAGAGCAGACAUCAAAAUCUCAUUUCACAGAAAAGAUAAGACGUGUCCAGUACCCUUUGAUGGCCGAGGCCGUGUUUUAGCGCACGCUGAUGCCCCCGAGUCCGGCAUUGUGCACUUCGAUGAGGAUGAACUGUGGACAGAAGGGAAGAGUUCUGGCUCCAACCUGAGGAUUGUGGCAGCUCAUGAGAUCGGUCACGCUCUAGGCCUGGGCCACUCACAGUACUACAAUGCACUGAUGGGACCUGUUUACAAUGGAUACCGCUCUGACUUCAAGCUUCAUCCAGAUGACAUACAAGGGAUCCAAGCUUUAUACGGAAAGCCAGAGAAGACUCCUGAAGCCAGAAAUCCAGGACAGUCAAAGCCAGGAGGAGUUAUUCCAAAUCCUUGCAAAGCCACUGUGGAUGCAGUUAUGUUGGGUCCUUUGCGUAAGACAUACUUUUUCAGUGGGCAGUAUGUGUGGACAGUGUCCAACUCUGACUACAACACUCCCAUCCAGAUUUCCGCACUGUGGAAGGAGCUGCCAGGAAGCCUCAGUGCAGCUGUUCACUCUCAGCGAACUGGCAAAUCCUACUUUCUGAAAGGAGACAAAUUAUGGCGAUACACAGGCUUCAAACUUGACCAGGGCUUCCCCAAACGUUUGUCCAACAUCCCUGCAAAUAUUGACUCUGCUUUUUACUUCAAUAAGAACCAGAAAAUCAUCUUUUUCAAAGGCUCUGGAUACUGGCAAUGGGAUGAAAUUGCUCCAACAGAUUUCAAAUCAUACCCUAAACCAGUUGGACAACUCUUCAAAGGGAUGCCCAGCAACACUGAUGCUGCUCUAAUGUGGACUAAUGGUUAUGUAUACAUAUUUAAAGGCACCGAGUAUUGGCGUGUAAACCAAAACUACCAAGCAGUGGAGAAGACCUACCCUCUCAACACUGCCUUGCGCUGGAUGCAGUGUGACGACUGAGCCACCAGAGGCCACUGGGGACUCAAUGUUAACCUUAUCUGCACAAUGACUUGGUUUAAUAACAGUGAAACAAGCUCACAGUAUGGGUAUUGGUUAUGUGGGUGUGUGCAAUGAUAUUUGCUUCACAGUUCUGUCAUGUUGAGAAUAAAUGUAAUACUAAAGCUUCCACUUACCGAGAUAAAAUCUUUAAUUAAACUAACAAAUAAACUAGUAACUAGUUAAAAUAGUUAUCUUUAAUUAUGCAUACUUCUGCUUCUCUUCCACUUUAACAUUAAAUAAACAGACCAAUCAAACAGGAUAACAAAGGAGAUGACAUUAAUCACAGAACAUGUGAGGAAUACUUCACUGUAGCCUUCUACCUGUGGUUGCAUUUUAUUGGUGCAUGUGUACAUUAUGUCAGUAUAUUAUACGAGUUAUAUCAAAUGUUGUUAGGGUGCCUUUUUUUAAUGUCUGGCCACAAAUGCCAGAUGAAGGAGUCCUGGUAAAAUCUAAACGAAUCAAAUAAAACCAAAACAGAUUUUUGUGAAGCUCACGCUGCUCUUAACAAAGCAGGAGUCUUAAGAAGUCAGAGUAGGUGGAAAGCACCUGUGUAGUUGUGCAUGCAGGGUCUUUGAAGGAUAAGGUCACUUUACCUGAUAAGAAAGUCAACUUCAGACACGUGAACAAGAUCAGCAGGCAGUUUUCAUCACAUGGAGAUCUGUGUUUCCAAAUACCUAACUUCUGUGUUCACUUUUAUUUAGGCACCAGUUUAUUAUAAUUAAUUAAAAUGAAACUAAAAACUACGACCCGAUGUGAACAACUGAAAUAACUGAAAUAAAAAUCAGACUUUGAAUAGGCUGACAGAAAAUGUUAUUGUGCUUUCAAAAAAUUAAGAAUUCAUUUUGCUGCCGUGUGGGAAACAUCAGAACACUUUCUUGUAUAUGUUUUUUUGUCACUGUAAUUUUUCGAUUACACUGUUUGUGUUGUAAUAUCUAUUCUGGACUUCUUAGCACUUGUCCCUGACAAAUACCACCCACAUUAAAAAAAAAAAAGCUGUAUUAAAACUGGACAUUGUCAGACCAUAAAAAGCUCAUUUGUGAAAUGUGCAAACCAGCAGAAACUAGCUGAAGCUACACUAAAAUGGAAACUUAAAUUCAAAAUGAAAGGAAAAUUAAAAGUAACAAAAAAUUUAAAACUGUAUUUACUCAUCAUUCUGUACAAAUAUGUCCAUAAUUUCAUUGUACAUGUACAAGAACAAUAAAGGGCUAUUCUAUUCUA